Molecule: messenger RNA, 2226 nt
Organism: Cottoperca gobio
Lineage: Eukaryota; Metazoa; Chordata; Actinopteri; Perciformes; Bovichtidae
Product: short coiled-coil protein A
Exons: 4
Coding region: 380-622 (80 amino acids)
Cellular component (GO): trans-Golgi network
Source: RefSeq, a predicted model, not a curated record
UGGUCUUUGCUGUUUUUGUAUAGCGUGAUAUAAGCUACCGUUGUUUUGUUUUUUUAUUAUUGUAUUUGUAUAUUAUUCUUUGUAUAUUGGAUAUGUAUUAUUUUAUUUUGAUUAGUUUAUAUACAAGGCAACGUCCACUUCUGGCACGCGCGCGUGUUUGUGCGUGUGCAUGUGUGUGUUAGCAGUAUUUGCUCACUGUGUCGGUCGGUGUGGUCAUGCACAGUGACGUCGGUAUCGUCAUCAUUAGCAUCCCCAUCAUUACCACAGAAGCUCUAGUCUGUUUACAGGGUCACUCCAAUAAACGGAGAAGACAUUUCUUGCUGUGGUGGACAGUGGAUCUGCAGCCCUGCAUACUAAACAGGAGAACGAGCUUUUCAUCAUGAACUGCGAUAUAGAUGGAGACAUGGAGAACCAGGUGGAGAUGGAGGAGAAGACGAGGUUAAUAAAUCAAGUUUUGGAACUUCAGCACACGCUUGAAGAUCUGUCAGCACGGGUCGACGCAGUCAAGGAGGAGAAUCUGAAGUUAAAGUCUGAGAACCAGGUCCUCGGUCAGUACAUCGAGAACCUCAUGUCUGCCUCCAGCGUCUUCCAGACCACUGACACCAAGAGCAAACGAAAGUGAGGUACCCUCGAAUAAAAACCCUGAAGUCUUGGGCCAGCAGCUGGGAAAGGAAACCCACCAUCGAAACAUGGAGAGGGGUCUGUUUUCUCAGCAGACCUGGGCGUUUUCUGUCAAAACUAACAACUUAAUAAUCAAAAACAUAAACUGACUGUCACCCAUCCUUCUGACUCAGAAGUCAAUUUAAUGUUAUUCUGGCCCAGGUCUGUUUUGCAGCAGCUUCCUCUCCACACUUUAGACAAGGUAGACAUCACCCUUUAAUCACCAACACAAAAACAGAACCAGACUAUGUAAAUGAAGUGGUUGAGGGUCCAUUCGUACCUUGAGUUUCUUCUUAAUGCUCUCUGUCAAAUUAGUAUCUGUAAAAUAAUUCUUAGCUCUGCUUUACCUGCUUGGUUUUCUGUUUGAGAAAACAAUCCAUAAAUAAUACUGUCAAAUACUGUUUGACCGUGAACCUCAUUUCAACACUGGUUUAUUUGAAUUAUUUCUUUUUGUAAAGCAUUUUCUACGUCAGCUGGAGUUUUUCAGUAGGUCUUUGUUGUCAUCAUGUCUAUAUGAAGCAUGAUUAUUCCUCUAUUUAAAAGCUGGCAAACUAAACAGUAUUACUGAGAAUGAAAAAUGUAUUUGGAUCGCAUGUUUGAGUUAAAUAUAUCUAAUGAAAUGUCAUGAAAUCAAUAAUCACUAACAUACAGACGGUUUAAAUAACUUUUUAACAAAGGGAGGUGGAUUCUAGGUACAUAUAGGUGUCAUUGAGAGCUUGGAAGCAAUGCAAGUAAAAGCACAGAGAAAUUAAAAGUUGUGUAAACUCCAUAAAAGUGUAGGUCUUAACUAACAUCAGUGAUGUUUUUAUUGCAAGUGGUUACAUUUUUAAUCGCAACACAAUAUUUUUGUUCUGUACUUAAAAGUAUUUGUAACCUUUUCAGUUUAUCAUGUCAUGUAGUGUUGUGGCCCACACUGUAAUGUAAUCGUGACAAAGGAAAAGGUAGAGGUCAUAAAUUAUUACAUGUUGUGUCCUUAUCCUGUAACGUCCACGGGGGAGGGGACUGAAUGGGCCAGAUGACACAAGGAGGUGAGAUGGGGAGAUGAGGGGGAGAGGGAUGCUUUCCCCUUUUUAACUGCAAGCAGUAAAGAGGCCUUCAGUGCUAUUGAUCCACUCAGCCGGGCCUGGAAUACAUCACCGGCCAGAGGAGGGGUUUGACUGUAAAAUGUGCUGAUGUCCUCAGUGUACAGCAGAGUGGAGGGUGUGUCCUCCAAGACUGCUGGUGCCUCAGAGACAAAAGGAACGAGGGUAGAAGGAGAUGAGAAGUCAUGUUCAUCUGAACACAUUUUUAUUCCCUUUUUAAACUAAAAUAUCCAGUUCAAUAAUAUCUGGAAAGCAGUCAUUUGUGUUCAAACAUCAAGUGAGGAAUUGGUAAUAUUACAGGAUGCUAAAACACUGUAUGCUGUAAUUUGAGGUUAUUUUGAUCAUUUAAUAGUUGUCUUUUAUUUCUGUCUGGCAUGCAGAUUUUGCCCUAACUACACACGCCCUUGUACCAACUGUCUCGUGUGUAGACAUCCUACACCUUUACCGUCAAACAUUUUUUGUUUUAAUAAAAACCUAAGAUCUA